AUGAGUUCAAGAAAACGCAAAUCUGAAGAAACAUAUAUACGAAGUGUUAUGAGGGAAUUUCAAAAGGAAAUCAUUCAAUUUCUCGAAACCAUCUCGAAAGCUCAAAUGGAUACCUUAAAGAAAUUACGUAAAGAAUUCAGAGAAAUUAAAACGAAAAUGUAUGGUUUAAAUGAAACUACUAGAUUUAACAUUGAUCGUAAUAUUGAAAUUGAAUUAGAAGCUAUUGAAUCGGAGAACAGGUCUCUAAGAGAGAAACUGAAGAACUUGGAAAAAAACUUAAUUCAUCUUACAAAAUCGGCUAUUACGCGCAAAGACGAAAAAGAUCAUAAUUAUUUUCAAAUACAAUGCUUAAAAGGGCCCACUGACAAAGAUAAUGAAAUUUUAGUUCAUAAUAAAAAGGAAGUGACUGGUAUUGAAAGAACCGAAGACAUUCCUCCGGCGAAAAAACUCGGUAAGUUUAUUAUUUAA
Messenger RNA from Pieris macdunnoughi, 468 nucleotides. The record is from the annotation of a GenBank genome assembly. Lineage: Eukaryota; Metazoa; Arthropoda; Insecta; Lepidoptera; Pieridae.